Siniperca chuatsi (mandarin fish) is the source of this 1908-nucleotide messenger RNA. RefSeq names its product RD3 like (gene rd3l). Bases 644 to 1324 code for a protein of 226 amino acids. The record is from RefSeq and is a predicted model, not a curated record. Lineage: Eukaryota; Metazoa; Chordata; Actinopteri; Centrarchiformes; Sinipercidae. The transcript is spliced from 3 exons.
ACAGCACUGUAGCCGGGAGAGCAUUCCCAGUUGUCUCUGGCCUCCCGCUCUCUCUUAGUGAGGGGAGGAUUUUAUCGCAACAGCAGGCACAAACCCUGACAGUACUAAGAGGAGCUCAAAUACAACACACCCACGGCUUGUGCACACACAUGCACUCUCGCCCUCUUCCUUUCUCUCCAAUGCACACAUUUCGUGCAAGCUACAAAGCAGCUGACCUUACAACAAAGCUGCACACUGCACAGAGGAGAGUGGGGUGAAAGGAGAGGAGAGGUGACAGCUCUUAGUCAGUUAGCAGUGUGUGACUAACUCCCCUGGAAAAAGUCUGCAUGACAGGAGCAGUGGGAGGGGUGAUAAGACCAAGACAAUAACUACAACACAAAGGAGGAGAAACGCUUCCAACAAACAAGACAUUGGAGGAUUGCUGCGGACACACAAGUGAUUUUAUCCUUUGUUGGCAUUUGACACCAAGGGAUGUAGUCAACAGCAAGUGAAGGAAUGAAGUUUACAUGGACUGACCCAUGGAGACAAGGAGCUGGAGGCUGUACUCUGUGAAAAGCUCAUCUUUGCACAAAUUGUGAAUAUCUCACAAAAGCAUCAGCGGUGCAGUUUUUACCUUUUUGCAGGACUGUCUGCUGUGACUGCCAUGCCCCUGUUCAGCUGGAUGAAAUGGUCCAAUGAAACAAGAGCGCAGGCUCAGGAUGAAGCGGCACCUCUAGAGACCGCAGGGGCCGUACCCAGUCGCAUGUUGAUCAGAGAGCUCUUGUGGCAUGUGGAGGAACGUGAGCGGCUGGCGAGGGAGCUGGAGCGGGAGCACAGGCUGGCCCACAGCGCCCUGGGUCUCCACUGGUUUCAGAAGUACCCCAGGUUACGGACCCUCAUCCCCACAUCAGAGCUACACCAGCUGGAGUUCCUGUGUGCCCAGAUCCCACCCAUCCACGCAGCCACCGUGCUCUCCAGGUUUCGUGAGGUGCUUGCCACUAACAACAUAAGGCCCUGGGAGCUGGCGUCGGUCUUCAAGCAGGUGCUGAGGGACUUCCUGAGCCAAAAGGAGUAUGGUGAAGAGGACGACCUGUCAGUGCAGCCAGCACAGCUCCGACCAAUGGAAGCUUGGACCAGCCGCUACAAAAUGAAACAGGGUUUUGUCACACCCACCGUCCCUAACUGUGGACACCACCCAAGGGAAGAGAUCCCAACAAUCUCCGGAUAUGUGGACCGGGCCAUGCGGCACUCCAGUUCAUUCACAGGGUCACAGAGGGACUGGGACCUUCCAUAUUACUAUCCAGUUCCUCUCAGGCCCACAGAGGCAUACAGCACAACACUGUGAGAGGACAAACUGCUCAAAACAUUGGUGGUCUUGUGCUUAACACAAGGAAAAACAGUUAUCACAUACACAGCAUGGAGAUGAGAUGCAAAAACUUGAUUAUUUGUAGUAGUUGUAAAUACAUCAUAGCUUGUGACCAAAAAUAUGAAGACAUCAUUAGGCUUGGUGGACAAUUUAUUUUACUGUUACAUUACAAGAACCAGUUUGUCACCUGCUCUUUUUAAUCGAUAGGCCUGUAGUCCUGAUUACAAACCUCAGUUAGACUUUGUACAGUUGGACAUGUAUUUCAAAGACAUAUUGUCAGGUAGUGAAGACAAGCGUGACUUGGACCAAUGGGUCCCAGCCUUUGUGAGUAUUUAAAGUGAAGCAAUGUCGACUUCUUGCGACCGCUUGUCACUAGCAUAAAUUGUCUUUGAGUUUUGAGCAGUUCAGCCAAAGAGUGAUGUUCCCUUCUCAGAUGGUUUCAUCUGAACAGUUUUAGAGCCUUAAAAAAGGUAAAACUAUCAAGUAUUUAACAAUAAAAGGAGCUUGUGAUUAUAGAAAGAUUCCAUAAGAUUAGAGAAAAUAAAGAUCAUUUGUGUAGUAGA